AUCUGUAUGGGGUCGUUGUAUGCCUCUCUGUCAGGAUCUGUAUGGGGUCGUUGUAUACCUGUCUGUUCGUAUCUGUAUGGGGUCGUUGUAUACCUCUCUGUCCGGAUCUGUAUGGGGUCGUUGUAUACCCGUCUGUCCGGAUCUGUAUGGGGUCGUUGUAUGCCUGUCUGUUCGGAUCUGUAUGGGGUCGUUGCAUGCCACUCUGUCCGGAUCUGUAUGGGGUCGUUGUAUACCUGUCUGUCCGGAUCUGUUUGGGGUCGUUGUAUGCCUCUCUGUCAGGAUCUGUAUGGGGUCGUUGUAUACCUGUCUGUCGGGAUCUGUAUGGGGUCGUUGUAUGCCUCUCUGUCAGGAUCUGUAUGGGGUCGUUGUAUACCUGUCUGUCGGGAUCUGUAUGGGGUCGUUGUAUGCCUCUCUGUCCGGAUCUGUAUGGGGUCGUUGCAUGCCUGUCUGUCCGGAUCUGUAUGGGGGUCGUUGUAUACCUGUCUGUCCGGAUCUGUAUGGGGUCAUUGUAUGCCUGUCUGUCCGGAUCUGUAUGGGGUCGUUGUAUGCCUGUCUGUUCGGAUCUGUAUGGGGUCGUUGUAUACCUCUCUGUCCGGAUCUGUAUGGGGUCGGUGUAUACCUGUCUGUCCGGAUCUGUAUGGGGUCGUUGCAUGCCUGUCUAUCCGGAUCUGUAUGGGGUCGUUGUAUACCUGUCUGUCGGGAUCUGUAUGGGGUCGUUGUAUGCCUCUCUGUCCGGAUCUGUAUGGGGUCGUUGCAUGCCUCUCUGUCCGUAUCUGUAUGGGGUCGUUGUAUACCCGUCUGUCCGGAUCUGUAUGGGGUCGUUGUAUGCCUCUCUGUCAGGAUCUGUAUGGGGUCGUUGUAUACCUGUCUGUUCGGAUCUGUAUGGGGUCGUUGUAUACCUGUCUGUCCGGAUCUGUAUGGGGUUAAUAUUAACAUGUUUAAAUGUCCUUGACCUGGUCUUUGGCCUUGAAUCUCUCUAUCCCUACAGAUAUUUGUGAUCAGGAAGUCAGUAGUUUUGUUGUCAAAUGUGUGUGACAUAUGAUUCGCAGACAGAUAUCAGCGAUAGGGUAUUCCAUGUGUAUCAUAUGUAAAUUGUUUUGGUAUAGGUUUGACUUGUGGCUAUGAAUUUAUAGUAAUUAUUUGUGUAUCUUUUCCGUAGCUCAUCAAGUCAUCCCUGUAAUGUGUCGUGGUACUGUUGAGAUGUCUGGUGCGACGGACGGGAUAGAAUUAAUUAUCGGUUUCAUUGUGGAUAUUAUUUCCUAUUUUAUAUUCCUCCUUACAAUCUACAAGGAUGAUAGGUUGAGGAGAAUUUUUAAUCACUAUUAUGCAUUGACAUAAUCACAUUCAUAUCAUAUUUGUUUAUUGUGAUCCAUUUAUUUUUUUCAGAAUUAAUGUUUUUCGUAUAAAGUGUCAGUUUGUAUGUAUGUUCAUAUCUUGUUCUGUUAUUUCAGAAUAAAGAGUUGCUAUGUUUUUUA
This is a messenger RNA of Mizuhopecten yessoensis (Yesso scallop), 1475 nucleotides long. RefSeq lists its product as uncharacterized. The transcript is spliced from 2 exons. Lineage: Eukaryota; Metazoa; Mollusca; Bivalvia; Pectinida; Pectinidae. Bases 20 to 952 code for a protein of 310 amino acids. The record is from RefSeq and is a predicted model, not a curated record.